Messenger RNA from Guillardia theta CCMP2712, 1053 nucleotides. RefSeq lists its product as hypothetical. The transcript has a single exon. Lineage: Eukaryota; Cryptophyceae; Pyrenomonadales; Geminigeraceae. The coding region runs from base 1 to 1053 and encodes 350 amino acids. Gene Ontology annotation, molecular function: DNA-binding transcription factor activity. The record is from RefSeq and is a predicted model, not a curated record.
AUGCAAAUACCAGACUUCGAAAUAGGCAUCCAGCCAUCAAUGUAUGUUUCAACAGAUCUUUUCCAUGCAGAUCACAACGAACACCUCUCCAACUCACAUCUUCACCAACCUCCUUCUCAGCAAGCUCCCUGUUCCACAAACUGCUGCUACGAGUCCUGGGAUUCUUCCUUUCCUACCGGCAUCCAAAUUAGCGCAUUCGACCCAGCUCAAGAGGAUAACGGGACAGCGAUGACCUGGAACACAGUAAACAUAUUACAGCCAGCCAAUCCUGAUUACUGCAUCCAAGCCUAUCCCGCCUUCCCCGACUACAGCCUCGAUGAUCAGCCCCCCCAGCCUCACUUUCUCCAGCCAAGCAACCCCGAGGUGCUCGACCACGACCACGACCACGACCACGAUACCGACAGCCUCUCGUCCUCAGAUGCUGCAGACAUGUCUGCAGCAGGAUCGCCAGAGGGAGAGGACAGCUUCGACCUGGACAGCAUCUUCGAGGGGAGCGACCUGGAGGAGAGGAGCGUACAGGUCCAUGCCAGGAAGGGCAAGUCCAUGUCGCGGAGCCCUGUGGUGAUCACGUUCGAGCUCCUUGCCGAGCACUUCCAUGAGAGCCUCGAGACCGCGGCGUCCAAGAUCGGGAUCGGCAAGUCGACGAUGAAGCACGUGUGCCGGCGGCUGGGGAUCGAGAAGUGGCCCUACACGCACAAGGGCCAUCGCAAGAACCGCCCGAGGAAGCUCGCGCACCAUCAGAUCUCAGCGUCGUCGAUUGUGUUCACGGACUCGCACGAGUUCUUCGGCGCGGCGGCACUGCCGAGGGUGGCACCGGGGCUGCUUGGAGCGAGCCAGCCGAGCGCACCUGCGCUGUACAUGUCGGCGGGGCUUGGAGAGGCAGCGCUGGCCCAUGCAGGGGGGAUGGGGAUGGCGGCUGCAGCCGGGGGGCAGGGGGCGAUGGAGGGAGGGAUAGGAGGCAUGCACGAGAGAGGAUGCCAAGGGGAGUCAUCAGGGAGCAUGAUAUCGGAGACCGACCUGAACUUUCUUUGGGACUGUGUAGGACGGACGUAG